GUUCCCGCCACAGCUGCUGAGGAAGAUCAGUGUGUGAUCAUGUCUGGCAGAGGCAAGGGCGGGAAGGGGCUCGGCAAGGGGGGCGCCAAGCGCCACCGCAAGGUGCUGCGCGACAACAUCCAGGGCAUCACCAAGCCGGCCAUCCGCCGCCUGGCGCGGCGCGGCGGCGUCAAGCGCAUCUCGGGGCUCAUCUACGAGGAGACGCGCGGCGUGCUCAAGGUCUUCCUGGAGAACGUCAUCCGCGACGCCGUCACCUACACCGAGCACGCCAAGAGGAAGACGGUCACGGCCAUGGACGUGGUCUACGCGCUCAAGCGCCAGGGACGCACCCUCUACGGCUUCGGCGGCUAAAGUAAUCUGACGUUAGACUGCGCUUUUAAAACACCCCAAAGGCUCUUUUCAGAGCCACCCACGCUGUCAAUAGGAGAGCCCUUAUCACUGUUGUUGAGUUAUGAUAGUUGAGCUUGGGGGCUUCGUUGUUUUCAUCGUAUUCCCUGUGUGUAAUAAGUUGUUCAAAGGUGAAGUGAUUU
Messenger RNA from Tympanuchus pallidicinctus (lesser prairie-chicken), 530 nucleotides. Its product is annotated as histone H4. The record is from RefSeq and is a predicted model, not a curated record. Bases 40 to 351 code for a protein of 103 amino acids. The transcript has a single exon. Gene Ontology annotation, biological process: nucleosome assembly. NCBI's taxonomy places the organism in Eukaryota, Metazoa, Chordata, Aves, Galliformes, Phasianidae. Gene Ontology annotation, molecular function: protein heterodimerization activity; structural constituent of chromatin; DNA binding. Gene Ontology annotation, cellular component: nucleosome.